AGUGAUGGUGUGGGCUGCUGAGUUUUCACUGAGCAUCGAGUUGCACGCAGCGGUUGAAUAGAGUGAUACGCCAAAAACGACACACGCGUAUUUAUUUUUGCGACGUUUGAUAACAUUAGCAAGGCGUCGGAUUGCAUUUCUAAUUGAAGGUCAUCGCUUACCGCAGAGAUGAAUUUUGAGCAGCCCCCUCCGUACAGUGGCGCCACCGCUCCAGGAUAUCCACCCCAGGGCCCACCUCCUCCACAGGGCUACCCGCCACAAGGGUACCCACCACAGGAAUACCCCCCACAGGGUUUCCCCCCACAAGGGUACCCAGCCACUGGUCAACCGCCGUACCAGCCCUACCCAGGACAACCGCAAUACUGGCAAGGGGGACCACCACCAGGACCAAUGUAUGGGGAGGCUCCCAAAAACACAGUCUACGUGGUGGAGGAUCGCAGGCGGGACGAUGACACGUGUCUGACAGCUUGUUGGACCGCACUGUGCUGCUGCUGCCUUUGGGACAUGCUGACAUAACUCUGACUUAGUUGAACCCCAUUACCCCAAAGACCCCCAUAUUUGUGCCUCAGACCCCCUCUCCUCCACCUGUUCUCCUGUUCUCCUGCUCUCAUUUGCCUUAAACCAUCAUACGGCCCUGCUCCCUCUCUCACUCUUAUGGUUAUCUAUAAAUAAUUGACAAAUCCUAUUGGGAAGUGUCCUCCCCAAAACACCAGAGUAGUUUGAUGAGUAGCCUACAGCGCGGACUGACUUUGACUGACUUGGUCCAGGGGCAAGUCUGUGACUCCUUCAAACUCUACACCUCCGGGAUGACGCUUCUCAAUAUCAGACUGCAUUCAUACUUGGUUCCUGGUUAAGUCUUGAUGUAGACCUGGUUUAGUCCUGGUCUAAUCCUGGCCCAGUAUGUCCACCACGUAGACUUACUAAUAGCAGCACAGCGUUUACUGUUGUAUUAUAUCUAUGCCAUUGACACACAUCAAUGCAAACACACAGUAACGUUAGACUCAGGCUCUAUGGCACUUUAUGAAGAUUUUACCUCUGUAAGAUAUGACUCCUGCCUGGCCCUCUGUCCAUCUAAUACUAUGAUACUUUGCAGUGUUAUCACACUGGAGGGGUACUGCAUUUAUGUCUGUGGAGGAAUGUUCAACAGUUACCACGCUGACACAAGGCACACAUUAGUAAACACAGCCUGAUAAGUUUUUAGACUGUUAGAAGACUCAAGAAAAAGAAAAUACAAAAUUUUGAGGAUGUUUUCAUUUUAGAAUUUGAACAAAAAAGCUGAACGUGAAUGAAAAACUGACUUUAAUGUAAUUUGAGAGAGACUUUUUUAACAGUACAAGAUGGUCUCACCUGUUGUAGUUCCAACUAAGUCAGUUCUUUAUGGUUGGAUUGUGUUAAAAAAAAGCACAGAUAACUUGAGCGCUACAGACGGAGCAGUGCCUCCUGUUAGAACCCAGAUUGUUGAUGACAUCAGCUGCAAAGUAUCAAUACCCUAGCUCUGCUUUCAACCUGCUCCCCUUGACUAAACCUGAUCCAAGUCCGCCUCUUUCAGAAUCCUGUGAAUCCUUGGCGAGUAAUGAGCCACAGACCACUGUUAUAACACCUAUUCUUUUGCACAGUGGCUAUAUUUGCCAAUGAUUGUUCAGGUGAAAUCACAAACGGAAAUCAAAUGCAUUUUUAAAGAUGUCACUGAUUUAUGUAGACUGUUGGUCAUUUGUUUCAUUUCAAUGUGAUCUUAAAAUAAUUACAUGUGUAUGAAUGCUAUUUUUAUUUAAUGGGAAAUAAUAUUUAAUACCUAGUCUAAGGUAAUGUGAAAACUGAAGAAACCAAAUGUAAUGUAAAUGCCUUUUUGCUUUUAAGUAAAAAUCUUGCAUUAAAAUAUUGAAUUCCCACGUUA
Molecule: messenger RNA, 1894 nt
Organism: Boleophthalmus pectinirostris (great blue-spotted mudskipper)
Lineage: Eukaryota; Metazoa; Chordata; Actinopteri; Gobiiformes; Gobiidae
Product: cysteine-rich and transmembrane domain-containing protein 1
Exons: 3
Coding region: 169-516 (115 amino acids)
Cellular component (GO): extracellular exosome
Source: RefSeq, a predicted model, not a curated record